Molecule: messenger RNA, 411 nt
Organism: Lactuca virosa
Lineage: Eukaryota; Viridiplantae; Streptophyta; Magnoliopsida; Asterales; Asteraceae
Source: the annotation of a GenBank genome assembly
AUGAUGGCAAUCGAUGCUUCCUAUUUCUCUUAUUCCCCAUCCUUGAGUUGUAUAAAUGGUUCGUUAUUUCCAUUACUGUUUGACUGCAUGGAUGAUCCUGAAAGUGCUAUCAUUAUACUGUUUUGUCCAUGUGUGUCAUUCGGACAACUUGCAGCAACCAUCGACAAUGGUGGAACUUCUUGCGAAAUGAGUGGCUUGAUUUACACAGUAGUGGCGUUGAUUAUUGGGAUGCCAUGUAUUGUUUCAUGCAAUUAUCGAACCAAAGUAAGAGGUCGUUUCAGACUCAUGGAAGAGCCUGCAUCUGAGUGCCUAACUCACUUGUGUUGUGAGUAUUGUGCACUUUGUCAAGAAUACAUGGAGCUCAAUCAUAGAGGUUUCAAUCCUUCGGCUGAUAAGUCUAUUGUGGUCUAG